Juglans regia (Persian walnut) is the source of this 917-nucleotide messenger RNA. RefSeq names its product pathogenesis-related genes transcriptional activator PTI5-like. The transcript has a single exon. The record is from RefSeq and is a predicted model, not a curated record. Gene Ontology annotation, molecular function: DNA-binding transcription factor activity; DNA binding. NCBI's taxonomy places the organism in Eukaryota, Viridiplantae, Streptophyta, Magnoliopsida, Fagales, Juglandaceae. Bases 124 to 687 code for a protein of 187 amino acids. Gene Ontology annotation, biological process: ethylene-activated signaling pathway; regulation of DNA-templated transcription.
GAUAAAUACAAUUCUGAGCCGCCUAACACAAUUUCAGUUUUCAAAAACUCCAGUACCAAGAAAUACCCACCCCCACCCCACCAUCUAGAUCAGUAGAAUAAGGAAAUAAUCAAGGAGACAGCCAUGGUUUUAGCCGCCCAAAGUGAGCUGCCAUUAAACGAGAACGACUCACAAGACAUGGUUAUAUUCCAUGUCCUAAAGGAGGCCAUGUCGCUCAACGGUUCCUUCGUACCCCAAAGGCAGCACCAAAUCAAUACGUCAAGCAGCAGCAGCAGCAGCAGCCGCCUUAGCCUAGAACCGGCCCGGAACAUUGCCAAGAAACACUACAGGGGCGUGAGGCGUCGACCGUGGGGAAAGUACGCGGCCGAGAUUCGUGACUCGUCACGACAUGGUGCCCGUAUAUGGCUAGGAACGUUCACCACCGCUGAAGAGGCUGCCUUGGCUUAUGAUAGGGCGGCUUUUAGGAUGCGUGGCGCCAAGGCCCUUCUGAACUUUCCUGCCGAAGUGGUGGAUGCAUCUUCCACCUUGCAAAUAUUUCAUCCGAAUUCCAGCAUGAUGAGCUCAAACAAUAAGCAAGAUUCAGAUUCAAGUAUUGGUAGCUCUGGUUCACAUUCCGUUGGGACCUCAAGAUCAGAAUCUGAAAGUAGCUGUAGCACAGGUGGUGAGGCAAAAGACAUAUCCGGUUAGAUAACCCAGAAUAAAGGAGUUUAGUUAGAAAUUAACCUUAAUAGUACUAGUUCAUGGUAUAUUUCAUGCAAUACGAGGAUAGAGCCGAGUGAAUGCUUUUGAUUUUCUUUUUUGUCAGCUUUGCUUAAUUUUGCCGUCUUUUUACGGGUCCUAGCCUUCUUUGUGUUAUAUAAUAGGUCUAGUCAAAGAGAUUGUAUUCCAGCUUAUAAUUUGCUUUGCAGAGUGACAAA